Molecule: messenger RNA, 1199 nt
Organism: Oncorhynchus kisutch (coho salmon)
Lineage: Eukaryota; Metazoa; Chordata; Actinopteri; Salmoniformes; Salmonidae
Gene: dusp23b
Product: dual specificity phosphatase 23b
Exons: 3
Coding region: 251-706 (151 amino acids)
Biological process (GO): protein dephosphorylation
Source: RefSeq, a predicted model, not a curated record
AGUGCCAAGAUGGAGGUACCGUGGCCUCAAAACAAAAAUUGUCUAGUGUAUGUAUAAAUGAUUGUUCACCGUCAUCGUUCUAAAGACGGAUUAAGCUCCAGUGUAGGUUGUGUUCUAUGUUGUUUAACAGGACAUCACACACCACACCCUGACUUUAGUCGUUUAGCUAGCUGCAAAACCUUUUCACGCCAAAUCUGACGUUUUUAUACACGGAUUUCUUCAGAAAACAAUACUGAAUAUUGACUUUGCCAUGGCCUGUAGUCCACCCCCUAAUUUCUCCUGGGUCGAACCUAAAAAGUUGGCAGGACUGGCUCUUCCUCGAAUGACUGCCCACUACCAAUACCUUCUGGACAAUGGCAUUCAACACCUGGUCUGCUUGUGUGAGAAAAAACCUCCCAACUAUGAUACCGUCCCAGGAGUGAAACUACACCACAUCAAGAUAAUUGACUUCACCCCACCAACUCCAGAACAAAUUCAGAGGUUUCUGUCUAUUGUGGAGGAAUCAAAUGCUAAAGGCGAGGGUGUAGCUGUUCACUGUAUGCAUGGCCAUGGGAGGACAGGGACCAUGUUGGCCUGCUAUCUGGUGAAGACCAGGAAGAUCUCAGGCAUCGACGCCAUCAGUGAGAUCAGAAGACUACGUCACGGCUCUAUUGAGACACACGACCAGGAGAAAGCAGUGGUGCAGUUUUACCAGCGCAUUAAAUAACUGUUUUUGUUUAAAUAUUUGACGUUUAAAUAAUUUUAAAGGGGAAAUCAACUUGUAUACCUGUACUGUACACAUCUAUAACUUGACCAAUUGAAGUGGACAAAUUUAAAAAGGGGGACACAUUUUUAUAUAUUGUGGCUGCAUUUCUUCUUUAAAGCUGCUACUCAGGUUUGGAACUACAUGGAUUCUUUUAGGAGUGCCUGUUUUUAACUCUAGGACGGUGUCCUGAAUUGUAUGGGAAGUAUACGGUACAUCUAUAAUGUGUACCAUGACCACUGUGCCUCUGCAUUGCUCACUCUUUGGGGUUUUAGGCUGGGUAUCUAUAAUGCACUUUGUGACAACUGCUAAUGUAAAAUGGGCUUUAUAAAAACACAUUUGAUUGCUGUUGUAAAUUUGCCAAAAAUAACCAUUAAUUUAUUACAAAAAAAUCCAUUAAUGACGUACCUAAGUUUUGAUUUGAGUUCAAUUAAACAACAUACUCAUGCAAUAAGCA